Cavenderia fasciculata is the source of this 3225-nucleotide messenger RNA. RefSeq names its product P-type ATPase. The transcript is spliced from 2 exons. The coding region runs from base 1 to 3225 and encodes 1074 amino acids. NCBI's taxonomy places the organism in Eukaryota, Evosea, Eumycetozoa, Acytosteliales, Cavenderiaceae. The record is from RefSeq and is a predicted model, not a curated record. Gene Ontology annotation, molecular function: P-type divalent copper transporter activity; copper ion binding; ATP binding. Gene Ontology annotation, cellular component: membrane. Gene Ontology annotation, biological process: copper ion homeostasis; monoatomic cation transport.
AUGGAAAAUAUUAAUACUAAUAAUAAUAAUAUUGUUCCAACAAUAGAACCCAACAACAAUAAUACGAAUAAUAAUAAUUGUAAAUGCAAUUGUUUAAAAUGUUCAUAUGAUAUAUUAUUUGGUAGAUUGACUGGUGCAAGCAGAAUUGAUGUCAAUGUUGAUUUGGAAUCAUGUUGUAAAUCAGAAAAAGAAGAAGAAGAAAAAUGCACUGGAUCAUGUUCAAAUACUAUUUGGCAAGAUGGAAAAUAUCAAUAUCAAAUUACAAUUCCAAAUCUAUCAAACAUCGAUGAUGGUGAUAAUAAUAAUAAUAAUUUGGAUCGAUUAAAAAAUGGUAUUGAUUCCAUUGAACAAAUAGAAUCAACAAAAUAUGAUUUGGAUAAAAGAUUAAUCGAAAUUGAAAUGGUAUCACAUAAUCCAAUCAUUCCAAUAUUACAAUUAUUAAAAACUUUAAAAUAUACAAUUACUCAAAUUAAAACUAUCAAUCUAUCAUCCAAAUCCAAAUCCAAUAUAAAAAUUAAUCCAACAACAACAACAACAACAAUAAUAGAAUGUCCAAAAAAUAUUGAAAGAAAUAAAAUAUUAAUUGGAAUUUAUGGUAUGACAUGUGCGAGUUGUGUUGGAAUUGUUGAACAUGGAAUUAAAUCUACUGAUGGAGUUUUGGAAUGUUCAGUCAAUUUAUUAUCAGAACGAGCAGAAGUUAUUUAUCAAGAAUCAUUGACAAAUGUAAAGAAUAUUUGUGGUGCAGUGGAAGACUUGGGAUUUGAAACAAAGGUAUUAGAGUUGGAAAACCCAGGUACUUUUUAUUUAAAGAUUGAUGGAACGUAUGAAUUGGAAUCGAUUACUUUAUACUUGACUAGAGUGACUGGUGUCACAUUGGUAGAACAUAGAGGUUCCAACCCAUCAUUAGCCGAUCUAGAUGAAAAGGUAUUUAAAAUUCAUGGGGAUUCUACUGUUAUUGGUCCAAGAACAACUAUACAAUUAUUAAAACGGGAUUUAAAUUUGGUUGGGUGUCUGGUAGACCCCAAUUCAUCUAAUCUCAAAGACUCGUUGAUGAGAAAGAGAGAGAUUGCCAAAUGGAAGAGACUGUUUAUAUUCUCGAUUGUAUUCACUCUGCCGUUGAUUAUCAUCUCGAUGGUGUUGGUACCUGCUCAUGUCAUGUUUUUCAUGCAAGAGGUGGAUUCCCGACUUUCUCUUACACGCGAGUCACUCAUUGGGUUUGCAUUGGCCACUCCAGUGCAAUUGGUGUCGGGGUACACGUUUUACCGUGCGUCAUGGGCCGCUGUAAAGAACCUGCAUGGCAACAUGGACCUGUUGGUGGCUGUUGGAUCAAGUGCAGCCUACAUUUACAGUAUUGUCUCGAUUGUACUGCGUAUCUUGAAUCCGCAGUUUGAAGGUAUGCACUUUUUCGAAACCAGUGCUUCACUCAUCACAUUUAUCAUUCUUGGUCGAUGGUUGGAGAAUAUUGCCAAAGGUCAUACAUCGUCGGCCAUUGUCAAACUCAUGAAUCUACAAGCCAAAGAAUCUACAUUGGUUACACUGGAUGACAGUGCAAAGACAUUCUCUGUCAUGUCUGAACAAACUAUUCCAUCUAAUCUAAUCGAGUUUGGUGAUGUAUUAAAGGUUGUCCCAGGUGCGUCAGUUCCCACUGACGGACGGGUACUAUACGGUACAUCAUCAAUUGACGAAGCAAUGAUCACUGGCGAGUCGAUCCCAGUUACUAAACGUGCUGGCGAUCUUGUGACUGGUGGUACACUCAAUGUAGAGGGAAUCAUCUAUAUUAAAGCCAACAAGAUUGGAUCAGAGUCUACUCUAUCUCAAAUAAUAUCAUUAGUUCAACAAGCACAAACAUCCAAAGCACCCAUUCAAGCAUUGGCCGACUCUAUAUCCAAGGUGUUUGUACCUCUCAUCAUCUCUCUUGGUAUCAUCACAUUUAUCAUUUGGAUAUCACUAGGUGUCACACAUUCAUACCCAGCGUCUUGGACAAUGGGAAACAGCCCAUUCAUCUUUGCCUUUUUAUCGGCCAUUUCAGUCAUUGUCGUUGCAUGUCCCUGUGCACUCGGUCUUGCCACCCCUACCGCCGUAAUGGUAGGUACUGGUGUCGGCGCGCAAUACGGUAUACUCAUCAAAGGUGGAAAAGCACUUGAAACUGCUCACAAAACAUCGGCCGUCCUAUUUGACAAGACUGGUACAAUCACUACUGGAAAGAUGGCGGUUACUAGCCACAAAAUAUUAGUAUCGGAAAGUGAAAUGGCUGAUUCAAAGUUUUUGGAACUAGUCUCAAUUGCUGAAACAUCAAGUGAACAUCCAAUUGCCAAAGCAAUAGUUCAAUAUUGUCAAUAUAGAUUAGAUAAUUUAACUCCUCCAACAACAAGUAAUAGUAAUAGUAAUAAUAAUGGUCGAUCAGAAGAAAUAAUAUUUCCAACAAACAAAUUGAAAGAAAUGGCAAAAGAUUUUAAAGCAAUUCCGGGUCGUGGACUUGAAUGUAUCGUAGAUGGUUGUAAAGUUAUGAUUGGUAAUCUAUCAUAUAUUAAUGAAAAUGGUAUCAAUCAACAAGACGAUCAUUUAUCGAAACAGAUUCUAGAAUUAGAGUCGAAUGGAGCUACUGUAGUCUAUGUAGUAGUUGAUGAUAAACUAGUUGGAUAUGUUUCGGUAUCGGAUCUACCUAGACAAGAUUCGGCAAGGGCUAUUGAACUGCUCCACUCUAUUGGUAUUAAAUGCUUUAUGGUGACUGGUGAUAAUUGUAGAACUGCCAAAUACAUUGCAUCACGAGUUGGUAUUCCAGAAAGCAAUAUAUUUUCACAGGUUGCACCCAAGGAAAAAGCAGACAAGGUCAAACAACUACAAGAUAUGGGGCACACAGUUUGUUUUGUUGGAGAUGGUAUCAAUGACUCACCAGCUCUUUCACAAGCAGAUGUAGGAGUUUCUAUUGCAGACACUGGUACCGAUAUUGCAAUCGAGUCAUCAUCUAUCAUCCUACUUAAAAAUUCACUAUGUGAUGUCUAUCAAUCCAUCCAUCUCUCUCGUAUUGUGUUCCGUCGUAUUCGAAUUAAUCUAACAUUGGCCCUCAUCUACAAUGUACUUGCAGUUCCAUUGGCAGCAGGUUGUUUCUUUUUAAUCUUUGGUGUAACUUUAAAUCCAGCGGUUGCAGCUGCUUCCAUGGUCUUUAGUUCGCUUUCAGUUUUAUCAAGUUCAUUAUUAUUAAAAUUGAUUAAAUUAAAACAUUAA